Armigeres subalbatus is the source of this 792-nucleotide messenger RNA. RefSeq names its product transcription factor Adf-1-like. NCBI's taxonomy places the organism in Eukaryota, Metazoa, Arthropoda, Insecta, Diptera, Culicidae. The transcript has 4 exons. The record is from RefSeq and is a predicted model, not a curated record. The coding region runs from base 199 to 792 and encodes 197 amino acids.
CUUGCGCUUGACUUUGCGGAAAGUUCAUUAUGUUUUGAUUUAUUGAAUCCAUAAGAUUUCAAAUUUUGUAAUUGUGUAAUCGUGUAAUUAAUGCUCGUAUAGUUAAAAGUGUAAACUUUUUAUAGAUUUCUAGAGGACAAUAAUAACGAACGUAUUGUAGCAUUUGUCAAAGAACACAAAGUUCUCUACGAUAAAAGUAUGAGAGCAUAUAAAAAUAACAACAUAAGAAAUAAGUUGUGGGAUCAACUUGCAUCUACACUCAAUAUGGAUGUAAAAUCAAUAACUACGCGAUGGAGAUCCUUGAGGGAUCGUUACGUGAAAGAGAUGAAAAUAGCGGACCUACAUCAUAGAUCAGGAGCAGAAGCCAUUGACGAGGAUGUAGAACAGUGGGAACUUAUGGAACAUAUGUCUUUUCUAAAAGAUCAUGUUUGCCCUAGGAAAACAACGUCUAAUUAUGUUGAUACUAAUGCCGCAAGCUCAAGUCAGCAUACUGAUUUUCAUGAAAUGGUCGAAGAACAUUUGGAGGAACAGCAACAGACUACAGAAGCUCCUUUGCAAACACCUUCAUCCACGAGGAAGCGUAAAGCAGACGAAAUUGACCAUAAAAUGUCUUCAUUAUUAGACAGAUAUAUUGCGAAUGCCGAUGGAAAGCACACAGCAUUCGGUCAACUUGUAGCACACAAGUUGUCAUACUUUUCAACAGAAAUUGCAAACAGAGUGGAAGCGCAAAUAUUAAAUGUCAUUUACUCUGCUACUGAGGAGUAUCGAGCUGAAGUAACGGAAAAGGACUGA